AUGGCAAAGGUUUGGUUCAUCACAGGUUCCUCUCGCGGUCUUGGUUUCGGCAUUGCCGAAGUUGCGCUCAACGCUGGGGAUUCUGUGAUUGCCGCUGCUCGAAAGCCAGAGCAACUCUCAGGCUUUGUCGAGAAAUAUAGCAGCGACAGAGUCUUCCCCGUUGCUCUUGACGUCAGCAACUACGACCAAGUGAUCCAGGCCGUCAAGGCAGGCCAUGAAAGGUUCGGCCGCAUCGAUAUCGUCGUCAACAAUGCAGGAUACUCCAGCGUUGCCUCCAUUGAGGAUGCAGAUAUCGACAGUUUCCGCGCCCAAGUCGAGACAAACCUUUUCGGCGUCAUUUAUGUCACCAAGGCGGUCGUUCCUAUUCUUCGUCAACAGAAAUUCGGCCACAUCUUCCAGAUCUCCUCCAUUGGUGGACGGCUCGGCAUCCCCGGUCUCUCCGCCUAUCAAUCUUCCAAGUGGGCCGUUGGCGGAUUCUCAACGGUGCUUGCCCAGGAAGUAGCCCCGUUUGGCGUCAAAGUCACCGUCCUGGAACCGGGUGGUAUCAGGACCGACUUUGCCGGCGUGUCAAUGCAGAUUCCCCCAGUCAGCGAGCCAUACCAGAGCACAGUCGGAUACUGGGGUGAGUUUAUACGAAAUAUCUCCGGUAAGGAGGUAUCCAUCCCGAGCAAGAUUGGGGACAUUAUUCUUCGACUUUCGACUGAAAAGGAACCUCCUCUGCGGCUUUUGAUCGGUCCUGAUGCAGUUGAUCUUGCUGGCAAGGUUGCUGGGGAACUUGCUGCGUCGGACGAGAAGUGGCAUGAGUUGAGCGUUUCGUCAACCUAA
Molecule: messenger RNA, 825 nt
Organism: Aspergillus wentii DTO 134E9
Lineage: Eukaryota; Fungi; Ascomycota; Eurotiomycetes; Eurotiales; Aspergillaceae
Exons: 1
Coding region: 1-825 (274 amino acids)
Source: RefSeq, a predicted model, not a curated record